This is a messenger RNA of Aspergillus bombycis, 711 nucleotides long. RefSeq lists its product as uncharacterized. NCBI's taxonomy places the organism in Eukaryota, Fungi, Ascomycota, Eurotiomycetes, Eurotiales, Aspergillaceae. The coding region runs from base 1 to 711 and encodes 236 amino acids. The record is from RefSeq and is a predicted model, not a curated record. The transcript is spliced from 3 exons.
AUGAGAAGCCCACAACCUCAGCGCGGAUGGAGCUAUAAAGGAGCCGAGACCACAGCCGGCCUGCGGGCGCCAAACUCUGGUAACGUCCGCAUGGACGAGAAGGAGAACUUCGAUGUCGGUCCGUCCGAUGACACUGUAUAUUCUAAUAGAUGGUCGAACGACAGCCUUCCUGGAUUCCAAGCUUUCACAGAGAGGUUCUACGGGCAAUGUCAGAGUCUGUGUCUUGACGUUAUGUCUGCAUGCGAAAUUGGAUGCCGAGUGCCCGAAGGCACCACGCGUCGUGGCUGGCCCCACACUGAUUUUGGCAUCAUCACGUUGCUCUUCCGAGAUACCCAAGGGGGUCUGGAAUAUGAAGACUGCGAGCAUCCCGGGACAUUCAUUCCCAUAGUGCGGGAGAGGCUUGAUGAGAUAGCAAUCAAUGUGAGCGACACCUUCCAAAGAUUAACGAAUGACUUUAUCAAGGCUGGUGUGCAUCAGGUGUUCCUGCCCAAACACCUUCCCUCUCAAGCGCAACUCCCUGGGGAAUAUGUCCUUCCCGAGCGACAUUCCACUGUGUUUUUCUUUAAGACCCAUCGUGAGUGUAUGGUGGGUGCUAUACCAGACUUUGUGAACGAGAAGAUGCCGGCAAAGUAUGAUAAUAUCAUGGCCCUGGAGUUUCAUAAUCGCAUGACAGAGGUCUUAGUCGGCAAUGCCGCUACCGCUACCGCGUGA